This is a messenger RNA of Calypte anna (Anna's hummingbird), 1684 nucleotides long. RefSeq names its product methyl-CpG binding domain 4, DNA glycosylase (gene MBD4). Gene Ontology annotation, molecular function: catalytic activity; DNA binding. The transcript is spliced from 7 exons. NCBI's taxonomy places the organism in Eukaryota, Metazoa, Chordata, Aves, Apodiformes, Trochilidae. The record is from RefSeq and is a predicted model, not a curated record. Bases 1065 to 1616 code for a protein of 183 amino acids. Gene Ontology annotation, cellular component: nucleus. Gene Ontology annotation, biological process: base-excision repair.
AUGGCGGCGGGACCGGGACCGGGCCGAGGCCCAUGCACGGAACCGGGGGACGGCCCAGCCCGCCGCGACCCGUCUCGAAGCAGGGACUCACCCAGCAUCUGUUCUUCACGCAGCCUCCCGAGCGGCAGCCGGGAUGGGGCGGCGGAGAGCGGACCGGCGAGAGGGCCGGCGGCGGGCGGGCCCCGCGGCGUCCCCGGCGGCUGGCAGGUGGUAGCCAGGCGGAGGCGGGCGGGCCGGACGGCUGGGAGGAUCGAUGUGUGCUUCGUGAGUCCUGAAGGGAACAAGCUAAGAUCAAAAAGAGCACUUGUGGAGUAUCUCCGGAAAACAGGGGAGACAAGGCUGAAAGCAGAAGACUUUGAUUUGACAGCUCCUGAUCUGCUGAGAUGGAAAAGAGACAUCAGGGAAGCUGUGGGAACUGCUGCAGAGAGUGCGGGGUGUCAGGGGCAAGGACUCAGUGAACAGAACGGUGCAGGGGACAGAAUUCAAACCACCCAGGUGGAAAGUGAACACCUGGAAGAUGUGACAACCACUCUGAAAAGCAAAGGUUUGAUUGUGAAUGGCGUAAACCCAGAGGACUGUCUGAGACCAAACAAAAGGGGGCAGGUGGAAAAAGGGCCCAUAAUAGGAGAACUAGAAAGAGCUCAGAAAAGAGGAAUGGAGAGAACACCCAGAGUAAAAGGCCAAGAGCAACACAUAACAAAGAGGAAACCGAGUGCAUUCAAAACAAGAGAUUGUGCAGAAAGGCAGAGCUGGGUGUCAGUGACCAGAACGUGGAGCCUGUGGAGGCAGGGAGAGCUCAGCCAAGGGCUUCCAGGUCAGGGCCAGCCACACGGCUGAGGUCCCUGAGGGCUGGCUUGCAAAGGAAGCUGGAGAGCCCAGCAGAGGAGGAGUGUGUGGACACAGCUUCUGGUGACACAUCUGCAAAACCUGAGGGGAAAAACAAGGGAUUGAGAGCAGGAAGAGAAACGGAGGGAGGGGAUCCAGGUCACCAGGACUUUAAACCUGACACUGGCACAGAUGCUGAUGGUUUGCAGCCCUGUAAGAGAAGCUUCACAACAGCUAAAAUGAUGCCAGAAGGGUCUGUGCCACGAACACAAGUGGAUAGGAGGAAAACAAGUCCGUAUUUUUCAAGUAAAUACAGUAAAGAAGCUCCCAGCCCACCAAGAAGAAAGGCCUUGAGAAAAUGGACUCCUCCACGUUCUCCUUUUAAUCUGAUCCAAGAAACACUUUUCCAUGAUCCAUGGAAGCUUCUCAUUGCAACCAUAUUUCUCAACAAAACUUCAGGUAAAAUGGCAAUUCCUGUGCUCUGGGAGUUCCUUAAGAAGUAUCCUUCUCCUGAAGUGACCCGGGCUGCAGACUGGAAGGAAAUGUCAGAGCUGCUCAGACCUCUUGGCCUCUAUGAACUCAGAGCUAAAACUAUCAUCAAGUUCUCAGAUGAGUACCUGAGCAAGCAGUGGAAGUACCCGCUGGAGCUGCACGGCAUCGGCAAGUACGGCAACGACUCCUACAGGAUCUUCUGUGUCAACGAGUGGCGGGAGGUGCAGCCGCAGGACCACAAGCUGAACGUGUACCACACCUGGCUGCGGGAGAACCGGCACCGGCUCUGCCUGGGAUGAAGGCGGCGGGGCUGCUCCUGUUAAAUCUGUGUCUGUGACGUCGGCGUAAUAAAAUGUUUGAAUCCCUA